Perca flavescens (yellow perch) is the source of this 1048-nucleotide messenger RNA. RefSeq names its product presequence translocase associated motor 16 (gene pam16). Gene Ontology annotation, cellular component: TIM23 mitochondrial import inner membrane translocase complex. Gene Ontology annotation, biological process: protein import into mitochondrial matrix. NCBI's taxonomy places the organism in Eukaryota, Metazoa, Chordata, Actinopteri, Perciformes, Percidae. The transcript has 5 exons. The record is from RefSeq and is a predicted model, not a curated record. Bases 169 to 549 code for a protein of 126 amino acids.
UCCCUGCCAGAAGUUGUCAGUAUUAUAAAUGUCGCCGUUUACCUGGUUUAUCUUGAAUUCUGUAAUGUCGAUGCUUCCUUGAACUUUGACCCUUAUCUAACCUUCGUUGGGGUACAUGUGUGAAAAUAGAAGCCGCACACACUGUCCGAGAGACCUGUAUAAUAUAAAAUGGCUAGAUAUCUCGCACAGAUCAUUGUGAUGGGAGCACAGGUGGUGGGGCGUGCAUUUGCUCGUGCUUUACAGCAAGAAUUUGCAGCCAGUCAAGCAGCAGCGAAGGCCCGGAGUAGUGCAGGUCAGCACUCUGCUGCAGCCUCUAGCAUUACUGGGAUGAGCCUGCAAGAGGCGCAGCAAAUCCUCAAUAUCUCCACCCUCACCCCUGAGGAGAUUCAGAAGAACUACGAGCACCUUUUUAAAGUCAAUGACAAGACCGUUGGCGGUUCAUUUUACCUACAAUCAAAAGUGGUGCGGGCUAAAGAGCGUCUAGAUGAGGAACUAAGUAUUCAGACACAACAACAAAGCAAGCAGUCACAGCAGAAUACGGAAACAUGAAGUAUGAAAUGAUGCUCACCCUUUCUUUCCUCUCCCCAUUCUCUGUAAAUUAUAACCUAAUAAAAGCCCUUUUCUCUACUCUCAAAUUUGUGGCAUUCUGUGGGCAAUGGCUGUGAUCUUAAGACAGGGAACCACAAACAAUAUAAUAUGGGCUUAUAGUUUUUAUUUUUAGAUGGGCCAUAUGUAUAAUGUUAUAUAUGGUUUGCUAUGGUCUAAAUCCAUACAUCAGUGCUUUCAUUUAUGUCACAAUUUAAGCUACUGUAGAUUUGAAUACAGUGAGUGAAACUGCAGCUUGUUGACUAUUAAUCAGGGUAAUAUUAUUUUUAUUCAGGUGAAGUGUGAUGGCAGCAUCAAGUGUGCACGUUGGUCUAAUUUGUCACAUUAACCUGGAUGAUUUCUUGAUUAUUAUGUAUGUACAUUUCCACAACAUGUAAUUUUAUUGUAUAUUUGGAACAGAAAUGAAUACACAAGUUGUAUCAAAUACAACUUUAUUAAACAA